GGGAAACAUGAAAAGUUACAGAGCACCAGAAUUUCAGAGCUGUGAGAAACAAAAGAGCUUUGUUAAGCAGGCAAAUCUGUGCUGCUUACAUGAAGCACUGCCCGAGGGUCAGGCCUAGUUAACUCGCUGUGUUUUGAAGUGGAAGGAAGAAGAUAGGAAUGUUUCCAAGUAACAAAAUGACCGCUUCAGCAGGAGCAUUUCCAAGUGUUAAAUUUAGCAUUUCAGUGGAUAUAUUGAUGUUGUGUUUAAUUGUUCUGGUUCACCUGCCUAAGAAGGGAGCUGUGAAGAGGCCACGUUUCCCAGGGGCCUACCCCGGUUGUGUGCCCAGGUAGGCCGUGCUGCGUGCUUGGUGCCUCCUUAGAGAAGCUUCUGGGCAUAAACCUGUGGUGUUAACGUUGCUUCUCCAGAGGAAAACCAGGAAACAGAGAACAUUAGUCCUUUGGGAGGAAAAUACGUUACCUGACGAGCUAAUUUUAAUUGGUGGACAGAAGGGAGGUGUGAUGACCAAAGCUGCAUCCUUACACUAUAAUUUGGUUGAGGUUGUAUCUGAUUUUGAUAUGAUGCUGGCUUUGUGUUUGCGAUACAAAUGUAUUAUGCUGGUAUGUGUAACCUCUGAAAACGCGAGCAUCACAAUAUCAGGAGAGGUGCUCAGGGCUUUUGCUCAUGUGUGUGUCCAUGGGUGGCAGCUUGCGGAAUCCCUACAGCCUUUGCAGAGCCAAGAGGAGGGCCCUUACCUGGAGGGCAGAACGCCCCAUUAAGAGUCAGAUGUUUCACAAAGUUAAUCAUCAGCAAAAUACAAAUCAAUGAAGAAUGUAUUUACUUUAGAGAACUGUGUUCCAGCUCCUAUCAGGGAGAAGGAAAACCAUGGACAGACCAAUCGCUGCUGGCCAGCUUAAAGAAAAAUCGGUGUUCCAGGACAGUAAUGGCAGUGCAGUCUCUGCCAAGCCUGCGUGCCAUAAUUGUUCCAAGCUGAAGAUAUUUCUUGGAGCUCUAGCUUUUUCCUUUUUUGCCAAAGGAUUUUCUGGAAGCUAUAUGAAGAGCAUGUCCAGUCAAAUUGAAAGGAGAUUUGAAAUCUCAUCGUCGAUUGUUGGCAUUAUUGAUGGCAGCUUUGAGAUAGGUAACUUAAUGAUCAUGGUGUUGGUGAGCUACCUUGGACCGAGAGUUCAUCGGCCGAAAAUAAUUGCUGUUGGGUGUCUCAUCAUGUCUGCAGGAGCUUUUUUGUCAGUGAUGCCACAGUUCCUAAUGGGACGUUACAAUUACGAAAGGAUAACUGUUAGUGUGGACAACUCCUCCAAGAGUGUGUCAGCGUGCUCCCCAACAUCAUCUGAGGGCCCUGCAGUCACAGAUGCUACAGAAACACUCAGCACAAUGAUAAAUGCUGAUUGUGAGAAAACAACAAAUUCCUAUCUGUGGCUCUUUGUUUUGGUGGGGAACCUUCUACGUGGAAUUGGGGAGGCACCAAUUAUGCCACUGGGAGUUUCAUAUAUUGAUGAUUUUUCUAAAGAAGAAAACUCAGCGUUUUAUAUAGGCCUGGUGAGAUCCUCGGGGAUGUUUGGGCCGACACUGGGCUUCCUACUGGGCUCCUUCUGUGCCAGUCUCUGGGUCGAUGUCGGCGCCGUGGAUGUUGAUGCCAUCAGCAUAAAUCCUAAGGAUAGCCGCUGGGUUGGUGCCUGGUGGCUUGGAUUGCUUAUCUGUGGAACAGUCAACUUCAUUGCCUCAUUGCCUUUCUGGUUUUUACCCUAUUCUUUACCAAAAGAAGGAGAGAAUGAAAACUUGAAGAUUAGUCACUUGUCAGUUCAAGGAGAUCACUGUAAAAUAGACACCCCAGCUCAGCCACAGUUGAAGUUCUCAGAGGCAGCAAAAGAUUUCUUGCCAGCACUCAGGAAGCUGUUUGGAAAUCCAGUUUUUGUGGUGUUCAUCUUCCUGACUAUUCUGCAGUACAAUUCCCUUGUUGGGAUAAUAACUUAUGAGCCAAAGUUUAUGGAGCAGCAAUUUAAUGUAUCCGUGGCAAAAGCCAUCUUUCUAAUUGGCGUGAUACUUUUACCUGUCACAAUCCUGGGGAUGUUUUUAGGAGGCUUCCUGAUCAAGAAAUUCAAGCUUCACAUAACUGAAAUGACCAAGUUUGCGUGCGUCACCUUUAUAGUGGCGUAUUUGCUGAACCUCUUGUACUUUGCGUGCAGCUGUGAGGCGCUCCAGGUGGCCGGGCUGACAGCGCCAUACUCUGGAAUAAAGCACCUUUCCUCCAGCAAGCACAUCUACAUGGCCAGCUGCAAUGCUGAGUGCAACUGCAAGGUGGAUCAGUGGGACCCUGUCUGUGGGGAUAAUGGGAUCACAUACAUGACAGCCUGCUUUGCAGGGUGCAAGUCAUCAUCUGGGACAGGAAGGAAUAUGGUGUUUCACAAUUGCAGCUGUGUGCAAGGACAAGGGCUCGGGCUUGGCAAUUCCUCUGCGGUUUUGGGACAAUGCCAAAGAGAAAGCUGUACCAAAGUCUUUCCCUAUUUUUUAGCAUUGCAGACUGCAUGUGCAUUUUUUUUAGCCUUAGGAGGCACUCCAACAUACAUGAUUAUGUUUAGAUCUGUUUCUCCAGACCUGAAAUCCUUUGCUGUUGGAAUAGAGACUUUGGGUGGUAGAGUACUAGGAGGACUCCCAGCCCCGAUUUAUUUUGGUGCCUUGAUAGACAAGACCUGCUUGAAAUGGGGGACAAAAAGCUGUGGAGGAUCUGGAUCCUGCAGAGUAUAUGACACAAAAGAAUUCAGGAAUGUCUAUCUUGGCCUCAUUGCAGGACUACGGGCAGGAUGCUGUCUCUUGUACUUAGUGCUCUCCGUUUUAAUUAUGAAACGCUUCAAACCAGAUGGCAAAGAGAUGACAGAUAUUAAAAAUGCAGAGAGAUCAGCCAGCAAAGAACUAGAUACUGCUAACAAAAGAGAAAUUCUUCCUGGUUCAAGAACCUCAGAGGAGAGUGAGGAAACUUAUAUGUAAAAAUGAAACAAGACCUAGGCUUCAGUUUUUCUGAAGUGCAAAAGGAGUCUAAUUACUGGCUAUAACAACUAGUUUACAUUUUGGGAGUUCAAAAAGUAUCUUUGAACAUUGGCUUUUUAUUGGCUUUACCCAUCAUCUUCCUUUUGUCAUCUAAAACAGCAAUAAGGGGAAAAGGUGUUCAAUAUUUUGGGGAACUCUGCCAUCCUCCUGCUCUCAGUCCCUUUCCUUGACCCACAGUAGGACAAUCCAAAAAUUUUGCAAAUGUCAUAAAUGUGAUUAUGAUUGAAAAAUUAAGAAGAAAUCCAUAAUAAGCUGCUUUGUUGUUUUCCACUGAGGAUAUUUCAAGUCCUCUUGCUCUGUAUUUAGUCCUAGAGCUCUCCAUGGCCAAUCAAUCUUGACUUGGGCUACUGUGAUGUGAAAAGUAGGGGGGGUUUUGCUGUGAGGUUUGUUUUGCUGUGGGGUUCCUGACCAGAGCUUAUGGUUCCAGACUUGCUCCCAUGUGCCAUGACCAGGUGAGACCCCCAGGGCUGUCAGGGAGCACCUUCUGAGCUCAAACAGCACUACAGCUCUGGGGGUUUGGCUUGAAAGGGUUAAACAAAGUGGACAGCAAAUAAACAAAGAGGUGUAUUAAUUUUGCAGCACAUCUCAGAAAUGGGUUUGAGAUAGACUGAACUGCAAUAAAGUGAUAGGUACUUAA
This is a messenger RNA of Catharus ustulatus (Swainson's thrush), 3676 nucleotides long. Its product is annotated as solute carrier organic anion transporter family member 1C1-like. The transcript has 18 exons. Gene Ontology annotation, molecular function: bile acid transmembrane transporter activity; protein binding. Gene Ontology annotation, biological process: sodium-independent organic anion transport; bile acid and bile salt transport; transmembrane transport. Gene Ontology annotation, cellular component: membrane. The coding region runs from base 865 to 2979 and encodes 704 amino acids. The record is from RefSeq and is a predicted model, not a curated record. Lineage: Eukaryota; Metazoa; Chordata; Aves; Passeriformes; Turdidae.